CAUAUUCUAGGACCUAAAAUUGCUAGCGGCGCCCCUGCAUCCUCUUCAGUAAUACACGCCCCCCUCCCCGUGCUUCUCCUCCCACUCCCAGCCGGGAUUCCUCUCGUGUGCAGCAGCAGUCAGACGACACUUCAGAAUACUCCGCUGUAGCUGUGGAGUUUGAGAGACCCACUGGACAUGGAUUUAUUCAGAGAUUCAGAGCUGGAUUUGGGCGGGAAUUCAGAAUCUCACUGGCUGAGCGAGAUGGAAAAAAGUAAAGGAAAACAAAGGGAAAAAAGAAAGAUGAAUCAAAAAAAUGGUAACAAGAAGAAAAAAUUCAGAAGUAAAAACUCUAGCCUUCCAGACCUAAGAGAGGUUUUUCAAGAGGUCAGAGAUAAGAAACAACUGGCUGUUCGUUGUGGGAAAAUGGCAGGUUGUCUUCACAGAACAAAGUAUGACAUUGGAGAGAAUUGUAUUUUAUGUAGAGGGAAGUGGUAUAGUCCCAGUCAGUUUGAGGUGAUUGGAGGAAAGAGGCAUAACAAGAAGUGGAAGUUUAGCAUCUAUUACAUGCCAUCAAACGGCUUUCAACAAGUGCAACUACUUGAACUCAUAAAGAGCGGGGUUCUUCCAGAGUUUGGACACCUGAGGGAGUCAUUUAAACAGGUGACGCAGACCAACAAAGGCAGUGCAAACUCUGUGCAAAAUAUGAUGAGGAGGAAUGAAUUAAUGAAUGCCUUAAAAGGUUUUCCAGAGUCCUGGAAAAGAUUGUUUGCCAAGAGCAUUUCAAUACCUGUGUGUGGAAUUGAAGAGAACACACUACAGAGGGAAACAAUCCAGCCAGGCAGUUCUUCAGAUGAAUCCGAAUCUGUUGCCGAAAGAGUAAAAUUGAAAAGGAGAGAAUCUGUGAUGUCAACUGAAGCUGUCAGUAAAAAGACCACAGAACCAGUAGGAUCUACUUCCAGUGACAUAGAUUCACCUGCACGUCCUGUUGAUCCGUCAGAACCUGGAGUCUCUCCUGUCGUAGAGGAGGCCGUCCAGACCACAGAUGACCCAACCGGAGCAGCACAGCUCAGCUUCAGCGCUGCCCCUGCUGAAUGGCAGAACCCUAUUACUUCUGAAGAGACUCAGGAAACAAGGCAGCUGCAGUUAUAUGAAUUUCUGGCAAAACAGUUUAAUACCAUCAACAACACCCUGCAAUCAAUUGAUUUGUCUUUAAAGAAGCUGGUGGAAAAGCAGUCACAUGACACACUGCCUCAAUACAUCAGUGUAACUCCUGCUGUUAUAGAAAAUCCUCUGAUUCACUCCUUAGUCAAGCAAGAGUAAGUCACGGAUGUUGUAACGACUUGAUUGGGAUUGUGAUGGAAAUGAUGGUUUGAGAUUAGACAAAAGCAGGUGAAGUAGAACUGAUAAUUAAACAUGUAUAUAUCUUAGCUAGGUAACUAAUACACCCUUUUCUUUUAAUGUGCAAGAGCCAAGAAAAUAAACAUCUCUUUUGAUAA
Ctenopharyngodon idella (grass carp) is the source of this 1478-nucleotide messenger RNA. RefSeq lists its product as uncharacterized. The record is from RefSeq and is a predicted model, not a curated record. The transcript is spliced from 9 exons. Bases 178 to 1302 code for a protein of 374 amino acids. Gene Ontology annotation, biological process: positive regulation of transcription by RNA polymerase II. Gene Ontology annotation, molecular function: DNA-binding transcription activator activity, RNA polymerase II-specific; RNA polymerase II cis-regulatory region sequence-specific DNA binding. Lineage: Eukaryota; Metazoa; Chordata; Actinopteri; Cypriniformes; Xenocyprididae.